Messenger RNA from Sitophilus oryzae (rice weevil), 417 nucleotides. Its product is annotated as protein GVQW3-like. The transcript has a single exon. Lineage: Eukaryota; Metazoa; Arthropoda; Insecta; Coleoptera; Curculionidae. The record is from RefSeq and is a predicted model, not a curated record. Bases 1 to 417 code for a protein of 138 amino acids.
AUGGACAAAAUCGAGUAUCGAGCUGUCAUUAAAUAUCUGCUUUUGAAAGGCAAUACGCCCACAAAAAUUAAACAUGAAUUGGAUUCUGUGUAUGGGAACUCAGCACCAUCAUUUACCACAGUGAAAUUUUGGGCAGCUGAAUUUAAACGUGGCCGUAAGAGCUUGGGAGACGAUGAACGUUCGCAACGUCCAAAAACUGCAACUACCGACGAUAACAUCGCCAAAGUUCACCAAAUGGUGCUAGACGACCGCCGAAUUAAAGUGAGAGAAAUAGCAGAGGUUAUGAACAUAUCAAAAGAACGUGUUUGUUACAUAUUAAAUCAAGAUUUAGGCAUGAGAAAGCUGUCCGCACCCUGGGUGCCGCGUUUGCUCACGUGUUCGAAUGAACAUUUCCAACGCUAUGUUGGUGCAGUUUAG